UCGUUGCCUCGGCCAAUUGGUGCUGAUCUCCGUGUCACACGAACGGACUCGUUUUAUAGCUCUAACCCCAACAAAUAUCCAAAACCCAAAUCAUUGUUUUUUUCGCCUUCCAUUUAAUAGUGACGAGAGUAGAGUGAAUGAGAAUUGUUCUUCAUUAGUCGUCCAUUUCGUUCAAAUCCCUUCGAUUUCUUGCUCCAUUUCUGCUGUUGGGAUAGACGGAAUUGUGAUAAUGGAAGCGAAUGAUUCCAGAGUAGGAUCCCAGAAAUUACUGGAACCAUUGAAGAGACUCCCAGAAGAAAACAUCCUGGAAAUCCUUGGGAAGUUACCAUUGAGAGAUCUCAUGGUGUUCAGGUGUGUUUCCAAAUUUUGGUGCUUCCAACUUGAUAAUAAUCCCGAAUUUGUUCGCAUGACUAAGAAUAGUUAUAGCGUGAUGCUUAUACUUGACGGCAGAACAUGCUCUUUGGAUAUUAAUACACUGACAUCUUCGUCGUUAUCUGAUGGUGGUUUUAAAGUAUGUGCUGAGAAGAUUCGUCGCCCAAUGGUUCCCUUGGGAUGGCAUCUUGAGCUAACAAAUUUUGUGGGUUCUUGUAAUGGCUUGUUUUUCAUGUAUAUGUAUAAUAAUCAUGAGAAGCCGGUUUGUUUAUGGAAUCCAUGUACUAAUGAGAUUAGAUAUCUACCAAGAUCUGGAUUUCAUGGGAUUGAAGAGAGGGCGAUCUGCGCCUUUCGGAAAGGACAUGGGUUUGGUUAUGACUCAAAGAGUGAUGAUUACAAGUAUGUGCGUAUUUUCUACUAUCCUAGUCAACGCGAAGGAUCUGAAGUGCACGUUUAUUCGUUUAGAACGAAUACGUGGAAGCAAAUGUAUGUCCCAUAUGUACUCACCAAUGUGGAUUCAGACAGGGCUCCAAAUGGGAUAUUUUAUAAUGGAGCUCUUCAUUGGUUUGCAGAAAAGAUUUCAUCAUAUUGCGUCACGGUGUUAUUAGCUUUCGAUAUGACAGAGGAGAGUGUAAGAGAAAUUCCACAACCAGAAAAUCCGGGUUUCAAACAAUUUGGUAUCAAAUAUAUUGAUGUGUUGAAUGGGUGUCUUUGCAUUCUUUGUAGUAAUUCUGCUGGUUUCCAAGUAUGGCUAAUGAAUGAUUAUGGAAUGAGAUAAUCGUGGACAAUGAUAUAACAUUUCAGGACUGACAGUACUUAAAUUUAAAUCACUUGUGGACUUGAAGAGGAUUGAGUCUUUAAAAACUGGCGAGCUUGUACUUGAGGUUCAUGCUCAGGAGUGUUGGACUACUGCAGCUUUGGUGUUGUAUGAUCCGAAGAAUGAAACGGCUACAGUUUUGAAGCUUCGUAAGCAAUUGGGGCAUUCAAAAUUAAGAUCACUACACUAUCCUAUAGGUACUCGAAGAGCUUUGUUAAACUUAACUCGUGCUCUCAGGUAGGGGAAGACUCUGAAACCAACAACGAUGACGUUGAU
Papaver somniferum (opium poppy) is the source of this 1465-nucleotide messenger RNA. Its product is annotated as F-box protein CPR1-like. Lineage: Eukaryota; Viridiplantae; Streptophyta; Magnoliopsida; Ranunculales; Papaveraceae. The transcript has 2 exons. The coding region runs from base 230 to 1150 and encodes 306 amino acids. The record is from RefSeq and is a predicted model, not a curated record. Gene Ontology annotation, molecular function: protein binding.